AUGUCGGUGCAGAGGGUGGGAGGCGCCGGGGCCCAUGGAGGCCCCUUCAUGGCGCCAGCAGAGCCGCCCGCGCUGUCGCCCUUUGCGGCCACCCGGCGCAUCGGGCACCCCUACCAGAACCGCACGCCGCCCAAGCGCAAGAAGCCGCGCACCUCCUUCUCGCGGGUGCAGAUCUGCGAGCUGGAGAAGCGCUUCCACCGCCAGAAGUACCUGGCGUCGGCCGAGCGCGCCGCCCUCGCCAAGUCGCUCAAGAUGACGGACGCGCAGGUGAAGACCUGGUUCCAGAACCGGCGCACCAAGUGGCGGCGGCAGACGGCGGAGGAGCGCGAGGCCGAGCGGCAGCAGGCGAGCCGGCUGAUGCUGCAGCUGCAGCACGACGCCUUCCAGAAGUCGCUCAACGAGUCCAUGCAGCCCGACCCGCUGUGCCUGCACAACUCCUCGCUCUUCGCGCUCCAGAACCUGCAGCCCUGGGAGGAGGAGAGCGCCAAGAUCCCGCCCGUCACCUCCCUCGUCUAG
This is a messenger RNA of Nothoprocta perdicaria, 516 nucleotides long. It is a transcript of the gene TLX3, whose product is annotated as T cell leukemia homeobox 3. The record is from RefSeq and is a predicted model, not a curated record. NCBI's taxonomy places the organism in Eukaryota, Metazoa, Chordata, Aves, Tinamiformes, Tinamidae. The coding region runs from base 1 to 516 and encodes 171 amino acids. Gene Ontology annotation, cellular component: nucleus. Gene Ontology annotation, molecular function: DNA-binding transcription factor activity, RNA polymerase II-specific; RNA polymerase II cis-regulatory region sequence-specific DNA binding. The transcript is spliced from 3 exons. Gene Ontology annotation, biological process: animal organ development; regulation of transcription by RNA polymerase II.